Vollenhovia emeryi is the source of this 4429-nucleotide messenger RNA. RefSeq lists its product as uncharacterized. The transcript is spliced from 14 exons. The record is from RefSeq and is a predicted model, not a curated record. Bases 93 to 4394 code for a protein of 1433 amino acids. Gene Ontology annotation, molecular function: protein binding. NCBI's taxonomy places the organism in Eukaryota, Metazoa, Arthropoda, Insecta, Hymenoptera, Formicidae.
GUACCUUUUACAGCUGGCGGAUAUCAAUUCGCAUAGUUUGGCCGACACGUAGCUAUUUCUUUGUUCCAGAGAAACAACCUAAACGCGGCGCCAUGAAGACUCAGGCGACGCAGACUGAGCUCCCGCCAAUGUUCCGUCGUGUGCUUCCGGUGACCCUCAGUCCCAGAACUAUCCAUCGCGUCAAGAUGGUGUCACAGGGUGCUCAAACGAACGGCAUUUUCAACGGCAGAAAAUUGACCAAAAGUUACUCGGAAGCUGGACAAUUAGGGACGCCGCUUGGUGGCCAGACUGCGCCGACGAAAGAAGAAUCUGAACACGAGCCGCUUCACAGGACUCAAAGUGAAGAGCCACCGAGGUCGCCCUUUCUUAUUUCAACAACACCACCACCGAAACUUCCCUCUAUCACCACUGCCGUCGUCGUUGAGGAAACCUUGCCAAACGGAGAUAUCGCGAUCGUUCCUGUCGGCAUUUGUCAUCAACAUCGUAGAUCCCUCGACAUAGACGACCAGGAGAUUUUUAUAAAUUUCAAACCGGCACCGGUGUCGCCAGAUGCCCGGGCGCUUCUCAGCCGGAUUUCUGAGCCCGCCCGUCGGUUCCUUCCUCUCCAGAAGACCUUCUCCGAUGGCGAGAUCCGUGUCGAGAGACGCGAGCUCAUUGGAGAAAGUAGCGAGCCGAGUUAUCCUCACACCUGCAGGAGGAAUCAGCAGGAUCCUUGGGACAGAACUGUCAGAGCACCCGUCCAAUUUUCCUCGACACCCGAGGAUCUGUCCUUGUUACGAAGCCUCUCGCCUCACGAGGAUCAUCACGAAGAGGAAUUCCAUGAAAAUCUGAUACGUCGAGGAAUACUCUUUCGAAAAAGAAGCGUAUCCCUCGAGGACGGUGUACAAGGUGUACCGUCGGAUGAUUUUAUGCUUCCUAGAUCACUUCCAACAUCACCUACAUCGCCAACCGCGACAGCAACAACGCGAAGGAUAUCGCAGGCUCCGAAGGACGAUUCGUUGCCCGCCUGCGCCUUAUUACACACCGCGGUCUAUCCGCCUGCUUUCAGCACCGGGACCGGCAUCGCCGGCACCAGCAUCAUCGGCCAGGUGACUUCACCGUUCGCGUCGAGUGAUUCUUUAACGAACGAUGUGACCAGGGACCACAGCGACGGAAUAUGGAACGAGUCGCAAGCGACGGUUCUCCAAGCUGAUUCGUUAGCUCUAUUGACGCCAUCCUCAAGGAGAAGACAUCUCCUGCUUUUGCAACAUCAACAACGUUCCUCGAUGGACACCGAGGCUCUGGACGUGGAAGACGAUGUGGAACCUUGCCCGCCGAGUCCGAGAAUACGUCUGGAGCCAGCCACUCCGGUGCAACCACUCACACCAAGACGUUCUUACAGAAUACAAGAUCUGUUACCGGUACAGUUUCAACAAAUUUACUACAAUGAUGUAGCCCCAACAGCACAUUUUUAUGCGUACGACCUCAUCGAAUCAUCUAUUUCUGCGAGUAACGGCCGACCGAGAAGUGGAUUACGCCGCGCGAGUCCAGGUCCGCCGUUGUCUCAGCCGCAGUCGCAGUCGUCGAGCGAGUUCGGUUUGAGCCUGGCGAGGACCGACUCGGGCGGACGCACCGAUAUUUCCGAGACCUCCGAGGAUUACGUCACUGCCAAUACUUCUACGGAAACCGGGACCACUACAGGCACGUCCGCCACGACCAGUUCCUGGUCGAGGCCACCGCAGACGUCCAGCGCCGCGGCGUCGGCGGCGUCGGCGCCCGCUUCGACCACCGCGACCGCCGCGGAAGGCAGCUCCUUCGAGAGCGCGAGCUCAAUUUACAGCCUGGCGAGGAGCGAGGCUGUUAUUGAGGAGCCGUGUAGUCCGCCGCCAAUUUUAGAAGAAGCGGAAAUCACGUUUGGAUUAGAAUUACCUCCGCCGACAAUGAGGUCUAGUAGCAGCAGUAGUUCAGGUAGCUAUGACCUAAAAGACGCGAUGGCAGAUCCGAAUAACGGGGUAGAGCAAGUCGCUCCACACAGCGGGCCUGCCUCGGAGACUGAAUUGGAUCGGGACGAGGGUCAUCGAUCGUCGUCAGGCGGUUACGCCGAAUCGCCACCCGACGUUCGCAUGUGGAGCGAAGAGGAGCGCCGUCGAAAGAAGAAAACCUUCAGCUUGGACUUUCUCGCAACGGCAACGACGAGCAACGUCGAGCUGGAGCACCCCGCGGAGCCGGCGUAUCCGGAGAACGUCGAGGUCAGUCCAACGCCCAGCCAUCGGCACAGGUCGCGCGGCAAGCCAGCGUCGACUCGAAGUCCUCAUCGAAAUAACAGAAAACGGGACUCCGUGCAACAGUCGGCGCAGCAGCAACAGCAACAAGUGCUCAAGAGUCCUCAGAAGGAGGAAUGGAGGAUGGAGCAAACCGAGGACGGUCAGCACGCGCCGACGUCCGACGAUUCGAGCUGCAGUCAUCAUUAUCACAUGCAUCAUCAUCACCACCAUCACAUGCACCGGGAGGGUGCGGAGAGCACGAGGCAUCGUCGCACCAGGGAAAGCCCGAGGAGGAAGACCAGCAGUUACAUCUCUACCAGAAGACGCAGCAAUGAGGAUAAGAACGCGGCCAUAACGGGCAGUUUACCGCGAAGGAAGUCCCGCGUCGCAGACGACAUAGUCUGCUCCAGUCGCCUGAGUCCCGGCCGCUAUCAACGUAGCCCGGGGCAUAACGGCCAGCGAGCGCUCGUUGUGGAGGCACAAAGUCCGGAGACGAGACUGAAAGCGGUGUCGGCGGAAUCGUUGAGAUCCGCCAGCCCGGGCAGCGACAGUGUCUUUUACAGCGAGAGCGCCGAUCAGCCCAUGUCCGUCGCCGCUUUGGCCGCCGCGCACUGUCAGCAAUGUGGCAGAGAGGUGUCGGAAGAGAUCGUUCGACCACCGGCAGGUUUUGCGGACUCCCCGGAAGGACACAGAACGUCUUCCAAGCACGUUACAGGACACCGGUUGUACAAGAAGUUCGACAAAAGGUACAGGUCGGAAGAUCGAGGGGACCGUAGACAUCGCCGUAGCAGCGCCGGUAGAUCGGACAUUCGAGCCAAAUCGGAGGAGAGAGCCACCCCCCGGCCAGGAAGCAGAGGUUCCAUCGACGAUACAGGCAGGAGAAGGCUGCAAGCUCGAAGCACUGACGCCAGCAUGGAGAUUCUUACGGGAAGAGAAGACGAGGAUACUUACGUGGAACCGUACUUGAGCAGCGAGUGGAUUUAUAUCGGGGACCUCGAGGAGAGCCACGUAUGGAGAAGACCUGACAGCAGAGAUGGUGACGACGAGGAUAACGGCUAUAAGGAGCGACGAGGCUCUCAAGAAUCCACGGAGAGCGAGAAGAAUUUUAAGAAGAGAUAUCAGGCUGCCACGCAUAGGAUGGUACAUCGAAAAACCAGCGGCGAGAUGUACAAGAGGAUACAAACGAAAUGUUUCGAGAGCGACAAGAGGGUAGUUGUGAGACGCGAGGUCGGCGGUGAGUUCGGAUUCCGCAUUCAUGGCUCGAAGCCCGUGGUGGUUUCCGCGAUCGAGCCGGACACGCCCGCGGAGAGUUCCGGUCUCGAGAUCGGCGACAUCAUCAUGUCGCUGAACGGCCGAAACGUCAUAGACUCCACGCAUUCGGAGGUCGUAAGGCUGGCGCACUCCGGCUCGGACGUUCUGGAAUUAGAAGUCGUGAGGACCUGCAACGUACUGACGCCGCGUCUUCGCAACGGGGCGAAGGAGAACGCCGACGAGUUACCACUUUGCUCGGGCUACCUGUGGAGAAAAUCCACGUCUUCGUGCACGGAGAAGUGGGUCCGACGAUGGUUCGCCCUUCGUCGCGACAACUGCCUGUAUUGCUACAAGACUGACUCGGACUCGCAACCGGUGGGAGCGGUGAUGCUCCUCAAGUACGACGUGGAGCAGACACCUGAGUUGAAAGUGCACAGUUUCGCCAUAAAGAAAAAGGGCGCUCCGACGCUACGACUGGCGGCCGACACCGAAGAAGCGGCAGGUCGAUGGAUCACGGUUAUACGUGAAGCUGUCGAAAGGAACGAUCAGAUUGACACCUGGCUGGACUCUUCGUUAAGAAUGAGAGAGAUGGCUGCGUGCGCUAUUCAUAGGCCAGAUUGUUUCGGGUAUUUGAACAAACAACAGGAACACGCGCGGAAAACGUCCUCGCCCACCGGCUGGUCCAGGCGAUAUUGCGUGUUGAAGGACGCCGCGCUAUAUUUCUACGAUGACGCCAAUGCCGAGAAAGCGUUUGGCGUGGCGUGUCUGCAUGGUUUCAGGGUACACAGCAGCGCUCCGACUUCCGGCGGCAGGAAGCACGCUUUCGAGUUGCUACCGCCGGAUCCCACGCAGAGAAGCUAUAUCUUCGCUAGCGAAUCAGAAAUGGAUAAGAAACGGUAAUAUGCAAGCCUUGAUCAUUUCCGUCAUGUUUGACG